UGACGUUAGGGCAACUUAAAUGGCAGCUUACACACUGUACAUGCUUGCCUUGUAAAAAGCUAUUAUUUUCGUUAUUUUUUCCACAAUAUAUUCGUAGGGCCAUAUUGAAAAAUGUCCGGGCGACAAAGCAACAAAUUGCCAAACAACUUACCACAACUGCAGAAUCUUAUAAAAAGAGAUCCUCAGUCAUACGUAGAAGAGUUUCUGCAGCAGUACCGACACUACCAGUCCAAUGUUCAGAUCUUCAAACUGCAGCCUGACAAACCGAACAAGGAGUUAGCAGACCUUGUCAUGUUUCUCGCUCAGGUUGGUCACUGCUACCUGCAGCAGCUGUCUACUUUUCCACAAGAGCUGAUAGAGUUAUUAUUGAGUCACCACAUAGUCUUAGAGCCAGACUUAAGAAUGACCUUCUGCAAAGCGCUGAUUAUUCUGAGGAAUAAAGAUCUGAUCGACCCCACUGGCCUCCUGGAGCUCUUCUUUGAGUUGCUGAAAUGUCACGACAAACUGCUUAGAAAGACACUGUACACACACAUUGUAACAGAUAUCAAAAACAUCAAUGCCAAGCACAAAAACAACAAGGUCAACACGAUGUUACAGAACUUCAUGUACACCAUGCUGAGAGACAGUAAUCCCACUGCAGCAAAGAUCUCUUUAGAUGUGAUGGCGGAGCUCUAUAAAAGGAACAUAUGGAAUGAUGCCAAAACGGUUAAUGUUAUCACAACAGCAUGCUUCUCCAAAGUGACAAAGAUCCUUGUUGCAGGUCUUAAAUUCUUCCUGGGAAAAGAUGAGGAUGAAAAAAAUGAGAGUGAUUCUGAAUCAGAGACAGAGGGACCCUCAGCCCGAGACCUGAUGGUGAGAUACUCCACUGGCAAGAAAACCUCCAAGAACAAGAAGAAAAUGGAAAAGGCGAUGAAAGUUCUCAAGAAACACAAGAAAAAGAAAAAAGCAGAAGUGUUCAACUUCUCUGCUAUUCACCUAAUUCAUGAUCCUCAGGAUUUCUCUGAGGAACAUUUAAACAGUCUGUGGUGUGUCUGUGCUUUGGAUAUAUUUGAUAGAAGCGUAAAUUAGAUAUGACUAAUGCUCACUGUUCUUGUCCUUCUACAGCUCUUCCUCUUCAAUUUCUACCCAUUCAUCCAGAGGUUUCUUCAGCCCCAUCAAAGAGAGGUGACCAAGAUUCUGCUGUGUGCUGCCCAGGCUUCCCACCAGCUCGUCCCCCCUGAGAUCAUUGAGUCUGUGAUCAUGACCAUUGCUAACAACUUUGUGACAGACAGAAACUCUGGAGAGGUCAUGACAGUGGGUAUUAAUGCCAUCAAGGAGGUGGCAGCCCGCUGUCCUCUUGCCAUCACUGAAGAUCUGCUGCAGGACCUGGCCCAGUACAAGACCCACAAAGACAAGAAUGUGAUGAUGUCUGCCAGAGGACUGAUCCAACUGUUCAGGACACUUAAUCCACAGAUGCUGCACAAGAAGGACAGGGGGAAACCCACAGAGGCAUCAGCAGAGGCCAGGAUCAAAGACUAUGGAGAGCUUGAAUCUAAGGACUAUAUACCUGGAGCUGAAGUCUUGGAGGUGGAGGAGGAGAAGAAAGAGGGGGAAGAGGAUGAAGAUGGCUGGGAGAGUGCCAGUAUGAGUGGUGAUGAUGAAGAUGGGGAGUGGGUGGAUGUUCAUCACUCAUCUGAUGAAGAAACAGGAGAGGUGGCAGAGAAACUUCAGAGUAUACCAGUGGAGGAAAGAAAAGCCAAGGCAGCAGAGGUCAGCAGCAGCAGGCUCCUCACUCAGGAUGACUUCCAGAAGAUCCGUCUGGUGCAGAUGGCCAAAGAGUUAAACGCUGCACCAGGGAAGGGCCAGAAGAGGAAAAAUGUGAGCAGGGAUGAUGAGCGUGACAACAGAGGGGAGUUGCUGACCUUGAGAGAUAUUGAGAUGCUACACAAGAAGCCAAAAGCAGACAAGGAAACCCGCCUAGCAACAGCAAUGGCAGGUCGAACGGACCGGAAGGAGUUUGUCAAAAAGCGGAGCAAGCUGAACCCACAUGCCAGCACUAGCAACAAGGAGAAGAGGAGGAAUAAGAACUUCAUGAUGAUGAGACACAGUCAGAAUGUCAGAACCAAAGGCAAACGCUCCUUCAGAGAGAAACAGCUCGCUCUACGGGAUGCACUCUUGAAGAAGAGGAAGCAGCACAUGUAGAACACACGGAGAUGAUGCUGACCAUACAGUGACCAUCACAAACCCAAUCUGUGACUGUGUCAUAUAAUAAUAUACAUUUUUCAGGUGGCCUGUGAACAUUUAGCUCCUUGACCUGUUAUUUCCAGUGGAUGAAUUGCAUAUAUUUACACUGUUCUGAAAUAAACCUUCUUUGAUAACUGUAUUUAGUAGUAGACUAAGGGUAUAUUAUACCACUAACUCUUAAUCUUGUUUUUGUGUUUUGUUCAGUUUAUGCUACACCUCUCAUUCCCUCCAUAAAAACUGACUGAUUCCUUCAACAUGAUAAUUGGCCUCCGAUUACAGAUUAAAUUAAAAGAAAACUAUGCAUGUCUGUACUUUGUGCUAUAAUGUUCGGGGUAUAAUUUUGAAACCUUUAGUUUUUUUAACUUAAAGGACACUGGUAUCACCUUCCAUCUGUGUACACGCUCCUCAUAGGCAGCACAGGAAACAGCUUUGGUUAUUAACAUAAAAUCAAGCAUUAAAGGUGUUGCAUGUUAGGCUAUAAGAGCUAAAGAUGCCGUCAAACUCCAGAAACUCAGUUUGUUUGCCAAAUAUUAGUUCUGAUCUGAUCCCGCUCAACAGUAAUUACUGUGUUUAUAAAACUGUAAAAUUGACAAUAAUUGCUGAAAAACUAUCAACACAUUUUUAAUUGUGAUAUCUCAGAAGUCUAUGUCAAUGGUUAAAUUGCUAAUUUUGAGUUUUAUUUUAAUGUAUGAGUAA
Molecule: messenger RNA, 2919 nt
Organism: Monopterus albus (swamp eel)
Lineage: Eukaryota; Metazoa; Chordata; Actinopteri; Synbranchiformes; Synbranchidae
Gene: sdad1
Product: SDA1 domain containing 1
Exons: 22
Biological process (GO): ribosomal large subunit export from nucleus; ribosomal large subunit biogenesis
Cellular component (GO): nucleolus
Source: RefSeq, a predicted model, not a curated record